AUGCCUAUACCAACUUGCGAUGACGCUAAGAGUGAACAAUUAAAAGAACAACCAGAUGAUAACAAAACAACUGAAGAAGUACCGAAGACUCAAGUUGAAAGUGAGAGCGAAUCACUUGAUGAACCUGUAUCUGGAAUAGAAACGACACCAGUACAAGUUCCCAAAGCAGAAGAAACUACCACAACAAGACCUGAUACUCCUAAAGAAAAUGCAGAAGGAGUCACUCCAGAAUCGUUAGGAAAUAAUAAUGUUGUGUCCUAUAAUGAUAUAAUUAAAUGUCUCCAAGCCAAAAUACGUGGAACACAAGUAGAAAAUCAAAGACAGACCUUACCUUCUCCCUUAACAUAUAUACUCUUGCCAUCAUUGGCUACUAAACCGUGC
This is a messenger RNA of Iphiclides podalirius (scarce swallowtail), 381 nucleotides long. The record is from the annotation of a GenBank genome assembly. Lineage: Eukaryota; Metazoa; Arthropoda; Insecta; Lepidoptera; Papilionidae.